This is a messenger RNA of Heterocephalus glaber (naked mole-rat), 1772 nucleotides long. RefSeq names its product Ly1 antibody reactive (gene Lyar). Gene Ontology annotation, biological process: negative regulation of transcription by RNA polymerase II; rRNA processing. Gene Ontology annotation, cellular component: nucleolus. The record is from RefSeq and is a predicted model, not a curated record. NCBI's taxonomy places the organism in Eukaryota, Metazoa, Chordata, Mammalia, Rodentia, Bathyergidae. Gene Ontology annotation, molecular function: DNA binding.
AGGGCUCUUGUCCUAGUCGCCAAGGAGGAGCCUUGGGUCAGGCGAUCUGGAGCACAGGCCGGAAUAACUGCGUGGGGAUCCGGCUUGCCACUCCUGCACGUGGGACCUGGUGCCCCGUCGCUUAACCGCUUUGUGGCUGUCUCCUCGUCCGACCAAAGGGAUUGGGGUUGUGGGAAGCGUAUUAACCACCCGCGAGAGGGCUUGGCACGUCUAGGUGGUCAUAAAACAUCUGCUCUUUGCAGCGCGCACCGCUGAGGAAAGAGGAGGGAGGACAAGCUAACACCUAUUUUGGAUAGAGAAUAUUUAAUCAUUUAGCUGAAAAUGGUAUUUUUUACAUGCAAUGCAUGUGGUGAGUCAGUGAAGAAAGUACAAGUGGAAAAGCAUGUGUCUGUUUGCAGAAACUGUGAAUGCCUUUCUUGCAUAGACUGUGGUAAAGACUUCUGGGGCGAUGACUAUAAAAACCACGUGAAGUGCGUAAGUGAAGACCAGAAGUACGGCGGCAAGGGCUACGAAGGUAAAACCCACAAAGGUGACGUGAAGCAGCAAGCAUGGAUUCAGAAAAUUAAUGAACUAAUAAAGAAACCCAAUGUCAGCCCCAAAGUGAGAGAACUUUUAGAGCAAAUUAGUACUUUUGACAAUGUGCCCCGGAAAAAGGCGAAAUUUAAGAACUGGAUGAAGAACAGUUUAAAAGUUUACAAUGAAUCCAUUCUGGAGCAGGUGUGGUAUAUCUUUUCUGAAGCCUCCAUCAGUGAGCCAGUGAGUGAGGGGCAGGACCCACAGCCCCCCAAGCAGGCAGCCAAGCCAUGUGCGGAAGUGGCCACCAAGCUUCCCCCGUCCAGUGCCAAUGGCCCCACGGAAGAGCAGGCUCAGGUGAAGAAGAAUAAAAGGGAAAGGAAGGAAGAACGGCAGAAGAACAGGAAAAAAGAAAAGAAAGAACUGAAAUUAGAAAACCAUCAAGAAGAUUCAAAGAGUCUGAAGCCUAAGAAGCACAAAGCGGGGCAGGAGACUGGCCCAGAGGCCGAAGGCUCGGCAGGGAAGAAGGGCAAGAAGAGGCAAGGCCAGAGCAAGCAGGUGGCGGAGGGCGGGCACGCCAGCGAGGAGACCAAGCCAGCUGCAGGGAAGAGGAGGCGGACGCACUCGGAGGGUGAAGCAGACUCUAAGAAGAGAAAAGUGGCGUUUCCGGGACACUCUGAGGAUGGAGAACCAGAAGAUGGAGAAACUCCCGCAAAAGGUAAAUUCAACUGGAAGGGAACUAUUGAGGCAGUUCUGAGACAGGCCCCGGAUAAUGAACUGGCAGUCAAGAAGCUGAGGAAAAAGGUCUUGGCUCAGUACUACAAGGUGACGAGUGACUCCCACAGGUCGGAGGAAAAGCUCCUGGUCAUCUUCAACAAGAAAAUCAGCAAGAACCCCAGCUUCCGGUUGUUAAAGGACAAAAUCAAGCUUCUGAAAUGAUCAUUUUGAUAUUUAGAAGCUGAGUCCAUUGUGUCAACUUCUUCCUUUCACUGCUGUUUGUAAAAUGUGUAAUGAGUUAUAACAACCUCAAUUUUGCUUUCUAAAGCCGUAUUUUUAAGUUAAGGAAAAAAUACAUUUUUGUUAGAACUUUUAUGAAAAGAUAAAAUAUAUUCUUGUCCAAAAUUCUAAAUCUUUGGUGGCAGAAAUUAUUGUAGUUUUAAAAAAAAUUUCUAUGUGGGAAGUUUCUCUAGAUGUAGUGCAGUGACAAGUCAAAAAGAAAUUCCUCCUCUGAUCUGACUAAUAAGUGUUCAUUUGAACCA